UGCUAACUUUAAGCUAACGAGCUUCUGCAUUAGAACUAAAUGAACAUCCUCAGCUGCGGACUUUUAGCGUAUUUUGACCCGUUUUAAGAAACGUUCAUUUUAACCCGUUAGCUGACCGUGUUAGCAUCUCUUUUUAUACAGAGUGUAGUUUAGCACUGAGGCACUAAAAGGCUCCUGAAGAGCUGCUGCAGCAGUUAGCUCGCUCUGCUAGCAUCCGCACACACAGUCUAUGUUAGCAUUCAGGCAGGUGCGGCUAGCUCCGGUAGCGGUUAGCUUGUUGGGCUAACUCAGCAGGAUGGACCUGUUCGAUGACCUGCCGGAACCGACACAGACCUCCGCUCCGGUUUCUGCGGCGCUCACAGCUCAACCACAGAACACCAAAGAAGAAGAGGAGGAGGAGGAGAAGGGAUUAAAACGGAAACGAGAAGAUGCAGAACAUCACUCCGAUAGAACGGCGCGAGAGGAGGAGUGUGGGGAGAUCAAGAAAGUUUGUAAAGAAGGCCUCCCCAGGCUCAGAGGCUUCGUGGCGGCGAGGCGAGGCGAGCGCGAGGAGAUGCAGGACGCUCACGUGAUGCUGCCGGACAUGAGCAGCUGCCUGCCGACGCUGCCGGGACACGUGUCUCGAGUCUCGUACUUCGCCGUCUUCGAUGGUCAUGGUGGAGCUCGAGCGUCUCAGUUCGCCGCCGAACAUCUUCACCACACUCUGGCCAAAAAGUUCCCCACCGGAGACCCUGAAAACAUGGACAAGCUGAUUAAAAAGUGUCUCCUGGACACUUUCCGACAGACGGACGAGGAAUUCCUGAAGAAAGCUUCCAGCCAGAAGCCGGCGUGGAAGGACGGAUCCACGGCCACGUGUGUGCUGGUGGUGGACGACAUGGUGUACGUGGCCAACCUGGGAGACAGCAGGGCGGUGUUGUGUCGGAUGGAGGCGGCGGCAGCAGACGGUCAGAGGAAGCCGGUGACUCUGGCGUUGAGUAAAGAACACAACCCGACCAUCUAUGAGGAGAGGAUGAGGAUCCAGAGGGCCGGAGGCACCGUCAGGGACGGCCGGGUGCUCGGCGUCCUCGAGGUGUCGCGCUCCAUCGGAGACGGUCAGUACAAACGCUGCGGAGUGAUUUCAACGCCGGACCUGAGGAGGUGUCAGCUCACAGCCAACGACAGGUUCAUCAUUCUGGCCUGCGACGGUUUGUUCAAAGUGUUUUCAGCCGAUGAAGCUGUAAAGUUCGUCCUCAGCGUCCUCCAGGGCGGCAGCGUGGAGCAGCACCCAGAGCUGACGGAGGAGGAGCUGAAGUUGGAAGCCGCCUGCCAGCAGUUGGCCGGCGAGGCGGUGAGACGAGGCUGCGCCGACAACGUCACUGUGAUCCUCGUUUCUAUUGGUUACUGAAUGUACGCAUCAUCAUCAUCUUCAUCAUCGUCAUCAUCGUCAUCAUCAUCAUCUGAAUUCUGCUCGUCGUCGUCUCGUCCAUUUUCCAAUAAAAGCCUUUUUUCUUUA
Molecule: messenger RNA, 1492 nt
Organism: Stegastes partitus (bicolor damselfish)
Lineage: Eukaryota; Metazoa; Chordata; Actinopteri; Pomacentridae
Product: integrin-linked kinase-associated serine/threonine phosphatase 2C-like
Exons: 10
Coding region: 296-1384 (362 amino acids)
Biological process (GO): protein dephosphorylation
Molecular function (GO): cation binding; protein serine/threonine phosphatase activity
Source: RefSeq, a predicted model, not a curated record